Molecule: messenger RNA, 1167 nt
Organism: Ascochyta rabiei
Lineage: Eukaryota; Fungi; Ascomycota; Dothideomycetes; Pleosporales; Didymellaceae
Exons: 3
Coding region: 1-1167 (388 amino acids)
Biological process (GO): endoplasmic reticulum to Golgi vesicle-mediated transport; retrograde vesicle-mediated transport, Golgi to endoplasmic reticulum
Cellular component (GO): endoplasmic reticulum; COPII-coated ER to Golgi transport vesicle; endoplasmic reticulum membrane
Source: RefSeq, a predicted model, not a curated record
AUGAACGGGUUUCAAGAUCAGGGCCUCGAUGAGGAUGCUUUUGGGUCUUCAAAGGGGAACAUUGUGUCUAGUUUCGAUGCCUUCCCCAAAACUAAGAAAACGUAUCUCGUCCAAGGUCGCAACUCGUCCGCCUGGACCGUAACCCUCAUUCUCACAUGCAUCUGGCUGGCCUGGACCGAAACCUCGCGCUGGUUUACCGGCACAACAACACAAACAUUCUCAGUUGAGAAGGGUGUCUCACAUGACAUGCAAAUCAACCUCGAUGUCAUCAUCGCUAUGCGCUGCGCCGACCUUCAUGUUAACAUGCAAGACGCAGCUGGGGAUCGCACUCUCGCUGGCGACCUCCUGCGCAAGGAUCCUACAAGCUGGGCCCAAUGGACAGGCAAAAAUGCUGAGAGAGGCGUGCAUGAGCUGAAUCAGGGAAUUGGCGAGGAGUGGAAGGAUGAGCAGGAUGUGCAUGAGCAUCUGGGAAAGAAGCAGAAGAAGAAAUUCGCGAAGACACCGAGGAUCAGAGGCGCGACGGAUAGCUGUAGGAUCUUUGGAAGUCUGGAUGGCAACAAAGUUCAGGGCGACUUCCACAUCACUGCUAGAGGACAUGGAUACAUGGAGUUUGGAGAACACCUGGACCACAACUCAUUCAACUUCUCUCACAUCAUCCGCGAAAUGUCCUUCGGGCCCUACUUUCCUUCCAUGAACAACCCGCUCGACAAUACCAUCGCCCUCACCCCAACUCAAAACGAUCACUUCUACAAGUUUCAGUACUACCUCUCCAUCGUCCCUACUAUUUACACCGACUCGCUCAAGGCACUCAAAGACCUCGACUCUGCCGAUUCUGCUAGCAGCGCCGGUCUGUUCAGUACGCACGCCAUCAAGACAAACCAAUACGCCGUUACUUCUCAAUCACACAAAGUCCCUGAGCAAAGCGUGCCGGGCGUCUUUGUCAAAUUCGACAUCGAGCCGAUUACACUGAGCGUUGUCGAGGAGUGGGGUGGGUUUUGGCCGCUGGUGGUCAGGCUGGUAAACGUCAUCAGUGGAGUCAUGGUUGCCGGUGGAUGGGCCUGGCAAAUGUAUGACCUAGGGCUCGAGUUCUGGGGUAAGAGGGGGAGAAGAGGUGAUGGAAUGGGGAUGUUGGGCACGCCGCAAAUAGAGAAGAAGAGCUGGGACUAG